CGACGUCCCAAUAACAUCCUCUGUUGUUUACGUUUUCGGCGGACAGGCAACGCUUUGUUAAGGGAGAGGUGCUGCUUGGCGACGCUGGCGGUUUUGAUGACUUUAAAUCAGUAACUUAAAAAUAAAAAAGUGACAAUAUGGACGAGAGAGAUAAGACCAUACUCGCCAAGAACCAGGAGUACAUCGCAAAAACACUGGCAUCCUCAGGGAAGGCGCAAGAUGUUGUCUACGAACUCAGGGAAUGCCAAGUCCUGUCGGCAGAAAAUGCAGAUAUGUUAUUACACAUGGAGUCGACACAAACCAACAUGGUCAGGCACUUGGUUGUCCUCCUUGGAAAGGGACAAGAGAGGACACUGCAGGUUUUUUUAAAGGUGUUGAUGCAGUUCAACUUGCAUGAGAUGGUGAAGCAAAUAGAUAGAGAAUAUUACGAGCAGCAUGAAGGAAGCCUGAGGGGAAGCAGCGACGAGUUCGACAAGCUCCAGCGCCUCCCCCACACCCCCUCUGGUGGUGCAGAGGCCUUGCCCUUUCUCCGUCGUCCGCGGCCAAACCAGCCUCGCUCAAGACCCGGCUCCUAUGGCUACGAUAGCUGCGAGGAAAACAACAACCCCGAUGAACCUUUGAGAAUAGUAGUGGUCGAGAGUAAGGAAGUUGGGGGGUCCCAUCUCGACAAGGCGGAUUUGUACAAGAACUUGAGCAAACCACGUGGCUUGGUUUUCCUCGCAAAUUACAAGGACUUCCGGGAUGAGCAGCAUCCCUGCCGCAGAGGAUCAGAAAUUGAUGUGAAAAAUCUUUCGCUUCUCUUCACCCAGAUGGGAUACAAGAUACCAAAACAGCAUAUCAAUAUGACAAAAUACGAGACCAUCAAAGCUAUACGUGAAUUUAGGUCUAACGAAGAAUUAAAUGCAGUCGACUCUUGCAUCGUAAUCAUAAUGAGCCACGGCAGAGACGAGAAGUCCUUUUUCACUUCGGACAACCAAUUUUUAAGUGUUAAUGAAGUGGUGGAAAGAUUUAGUAACAAAGAGUGUCCGGCUCUGAAGGGAAAACCCAAGAUCUUUAUCUUCCAGUAUUGUAGGGGUGCAGCGCCGGAUGUAGGAGUAGCAGCAAGUCCACAGCUGGUGUCAAAUGUACGACGGCAAAACGUAGAAACAGACGCGGCAUUUGUUAGUGAAGCUAUUGUUGAAAAGGACGCGACCUACACUGAUAUGUAUAUUGCAUUUUCUACAGUUGAAGGGUUUGUGUCCUUCCGUCAUCCGGAGCGAGGGUCUUGGCUGAUGGAAGCAAUAUGUCAGGUCUUUAUGAAACAUGCACAUAAUCUGGAGUUGGAGUCUCUUAUGAAGAUGGUGUCAAGGCGAGUUCGUCAGAAUUAUUCAGAUGACGGGAGCAAGCAGGUGUGUGAAUUCGUCCAGAGAGCCUUCGAUCGACACUUCUACUUCAACCCGCAGCGACCAGAUAACUUAGGUGCAUUGUGCAUGCAGCCAUUGUCCGAUGUCCUCCAGGAGUCCAUGGGAAACACCCCAUUAAAGUUGUGUUCAACAGCCAUGAAGCCAACAGGUAUAUAUAGGGGUGGCACACCUGAACGAAUCUUCAUACACCCACACGAUCGCAACAGGACCAGGCACCGGAACUGGAGCGGUGCAAGCAAUAGCUCCGACAGGAGUCUUGACGAACUGGAACCCUGCCCGUUUAGCGCAGAGAGCAUGGCCAUGCAUCCAAGAGUCCGUCGGCUCAGCGGAAACAGGCGUAGCAGUUUGCCCCCUGAUCCUAGUGCCUAUAAUCAGCAUACCCAUUUUCUGUACAACGAACCCUUCAACCGUUCCUUCAGCGAACAGGUGCAGGGAUCGAGGGGGACGACACAUAAUGAUCAUUCAAAGAGAAUCUGA
Molecule: messenger RNA, 1880 nt
Organism: Penaeus indicus
Lineage: Eukaryota; Metazoa; Arthropoda; Malacostraca; Decapoda; Penaeidae
Product: caspase-1-like
Exons: 11
Coding region: 138-1880 (580 amino acids)
Biological process (GO): proteolysis; regulation of apoptotic process
Molecular function (GO): cysteine-type endopeptidase activity
Source: RefSeq, a predicted model, not a curated record